AUGGCCACCGCUGCCCUCCGUUCACCCUCGCCGCCGCCCAGCUCUCCCCGGCAGAGCACCGGCAUUCCUUCUACCAUUCAAAUAUCUUCCUCCGUGUCUUUUCGCACCACUACAUCAUCCCUCUCGUCUACCCAGACCCUCGACCACAGACCAAUCCAUCUUUUGAAGGUCACUGGUGACCAAGAGCCAUACCCUUCAGCCUUUGGACCUCCGCCUCCUUCUCCACCAGCCAGCGUGACGGAAUUAGAGCCCUCAAUGCGGGAGCCGGUUCUCUUUGAUGAGCCAGAGCAAAUUCAAUCAUCAUCCAGUUCUUUGCCUCAGUCCGAGUCGCUCAAGCGGUCUAUCACCGAUGCGAAGCUCUCUUUUCGCACGCCAGAAACGGAUUUGAACGGCUCCCUCCCGUCAGACACCUAUCUGCAGCCACCCUCCUCGCGACCAACCCGAAGAAAUACAACUGGCUCGACCUCGUGGAAUGCGCCUCGCACGUCACAACACACACAGUUUGGGUCUCAACCUCAUGCAGAAGACCUCGAGGGGGAGCUUGCUUCAGAUAUUCAACUCCACGCCGAACAAAUUAGACGAGAGCGUCAGAGUAAACGGGCCAAGCAACAACAGGAGGCCGAGGCUGCUCUGACGCGCAAUGAACGAGCACCGCCAGUCCGUCAUGGAUCGAAGGACGAAGACAAGGUUCUCGUUGGCAAUAUCAUUGGCGAAGAUCAUGUCAACUACGUUCUCAUGUACAACAUGCUAACUGGGAUUCGCAUCGGAGUCUCGCGUUGUCAGGCCAAAAUCAAGCGUCCUCUAACAGACGAAGACUACGUAGCGCGUCACAAGUUCUCAUUCGAUAUCGUCGGUAAUGAGCUCACGCCAUCAGCCAAAUACGACUUCAAAUUUAAAGAUUAUGCGCCGUGGGUGUUUCGUGAGUUGCGAGAGGACCUUUUCCAUCUGGAUCCUGCCGACUACCUGCUCUCUCUCACCUCCAAAUACAUUCUUUCCGAGCUUGGUUCUCCAGGAAAGUCGGGCUCAUUCUUCUAUUUUUCGCGCGACUACCGCUUUAUCAUCAAAACUAUUCGCAGCACCGUUGGCCGUUUGUAUCCAGAGGCAAAGGCGGAACAAAAUCCACGUGCCGUCCUCAAAGAUUUGAACUGGAUCAACCGUGGUAAAAUGCUUGAAAUUGGACCAGAGAAGCGAGCGUUGCUGACAGAGCAGCUCCGCCGGGACGCCGAAUUUCUACGCAAAAUCCGCGUCAUGGAUUAUUCGUUGCUGAUUGGCAUUCAUAAAAUGGAGCGGGGCAACCGCGACAAUGUACGACGGAAUACCCUCAAAGUCUUUUCGCCUGAUAUCACUAUGGUCCGUCGUGCAACGUCGACAGCAGUCAAAGGCGGUGUUUCUGCUGAGGCCAUAGCAAUUCGGCGUGCGAUGCGUGAGUCGGAUCCCAAACGACUUGGUCAUGGAAAAGGAACCAUACGGUUGCCGGAAGAAGACACCGGUGAUCGGCGUGACUUUUUAUUCUAUCAAGACGAAGGUGGAUUGCGGGCCACAGACGAAACCAACGAUGCGAUGGACAAGAUAUACUACCUCGGCGUCAUUGACAUCCUUACGCCGUAUACUUUCGUCAAACAGCUCGAACACUUCUGGAAGGGCCUCAGUGCAGAUCGACAUAAGAUUAGUCCUGUUGAGCCAAACGAAUACGGGGAUCGUCUAAUUUCUACCUACUCUCCUGCGCACUUUCACGCGCCCCACACUCCUUUUUUUCUACCUGUAGACUCUCUACCACCCCACACUCUCUAUAAAUGCAUCAACUUGGGUCCUGGGACUUGUGUGACAAGGUUUCAACGCUCUUUAACCCGUUUGCCCAACAUGAUGUUCGGAGAAGCUAUAAGACCGGGAAACCGCGGAGGGCAGGGGGACUUCAAAUGGAGCGAUGUUUCUGCUGACAAGGACCGUGAAAACUAUCUUGGCCAUAGUAUCAAUGCCCCUACUGGCCGCUGGCAGAAGAACAAGGAUGUUCAUUGGUACAGCAGGGACAAAGAUGGCACGGAAGAUGAACGGGAUGCGGAGAUUCGCAAAAUCAAGGAAGCAGAGGCAGACGCAUUGGCAGUGGCACUCGGGUUUGCACCAGCGACGAAAACGGCGGGUGAUGAAGGGGGUAGUUCAGGUGGGGCUCCAGUCGAGGACCCAGACAAAGCGGAGCGUCGACGGAGGAAAGCUGAGCGAAAAGAGGAAAAACGAAUGCGAAAGGAACAUAAACGACUUGAACGAGAGGCUCGCCGGUCUCGUUCACGCUCUCCAGUCCGCAGGUCAAAUCCUACUAGUCAUCGGAGAAGUAGGACUCCCCCUGCCCCUCGUCGACGAUCUUUUUCACCAGAAUACGGAGCAACAGACCGGGAACAAGAAAGGGAAAGAGACCGUAGGAGGUGGGACGCAAAUGCCCGUCGACAGCAGCCAGGUUAUUCCAGAUAA
Mycena indigotica is the source of this 2463-nucleotide messenger RNA. Its product is annotated as Phosphatidylinositol phosphate kinase PIPK5. Gene Ontology annotation, biological process: phosphatidylinositol metabolic process. Bases 1 to 2463 code for a protein of 820 amino acids. The transcript is spliced from 8 exons. Lineage: Eukaryota; Fungi; Basidiomycota; Agaricomycetes; Agaricales; Mycenaceae. Gene Ontology annotation, molecular function: phosphatidylinositol kinase activity. The record is from RefSeq and is a predicted model, not a curated record.